AUGGCUCUUGAUACCAGGAAAGGGAAACAAAAUUUCGAAAAUUCUAAGAUUAGAAGUGGGGCAACAAUCCAUAACCCACAUCCUGGCUCUGUUCCCUCCAUAGGAGGAACUGCAUACUCCUUCAUCCAUGAAGGUGAUGGUGAUCAGAGCUUUGCUGGUGCUGACAUUCAGAGUGGAGUCCAAGAGGUGAAGAAUGAAAAGGAGGAAGAUGGUACUAAGGAUUUAUGGGCACAGUUGCAGAAAAUAGGUGUUGAAGAUGAUUCCUUGGGCGUUGUAUACUGGUACCUUUUUAACAAUCCUACUGCUUUGAAAGGUUUUAAUGGUGUUCCAAUUCAUCAGCGCAAGAACAUGUUACCUAUCAUUGUGCCAAACUAUCAACCCAAGGGAUCGGAUCGGAAUGUUAAGAUAACAUAGAGACUUUUAAAGAAGUUCACAUCAAGAAGUGCUAUGAAUAAAACUUGGUGUAACCUUUGUCUCUUCUGCAUGUUCAAGCCAGGGGUUCUUAAUGAACUUCUUUUGGAUGUAUCUUAUUAUCACAAAAUUCACUUUUUAUAUUGAAAGUGAUAUUCAAAUAAAAAAGCAGAAUUUACGUUUUUAUUA
This is a messenger RNA of Vigna unguiculata (cowpea), 600 nucleotides long. RefSeq lists its product as uncharacterized. The record is from RefSeq and is a predicted model, not a curated record. NCBI's taxonomy places the organism in Eukaryota, Viridiplantae, Streptophyta, Magnoliopsida, Fabales, Fabaceae.